ACACCAAAAAUGCCGUCAAGAAGCUCUGGCAAUCCUCCAUGCGCAGCGUGCAAGUGCCAACGCCGAAAGUGCACUCCGGAAUGCGUGUUCGCACCGUAUUUUCCACCGGACAAUACUCAGAAAUUCAUGAACGUACACAAAGUAUUCGGAGCCAGCAAUGUGUCCAAGAUUCUCCAAGCUCUCGACGCCCGCCAUCGCCAAAACGCAGUGAAUUCCUUAGCCUACGAGGCAGAGAGUCGUCUCCAAGACCCUGUCUACGGCUGCGUCGGCUUCAUCUCCGAGCUGCAAAGAAAUCUAAAGAUAGUGACUCAGGCUGUGGAAAGCGCCAAGAUGGAAUUAGCCACUUAUGUCGGACCCUCCGCCAUGUUCCCGGACCUCAUUCAACAACAACAGCACCAGCAGCAGUAUAAUUAUGGGCAAUCAGCUUACCCUGCAAUGAAUACAGUCCCCAUGGCUACUCCACAGAGUGGUCAGGGACAGUACAUUCAGGAUCCACAGCAGCAGUAUCUGGAGGCGCAACAAUCAGCUGCCAUGGCCGCCGCCGCAGCCAGAGAGCAAGAAAUGUUCAACGCAUACAUCCAGCAGCAGAAUGAUCUGAUGAGAUACAACAGUGGAUUCAUCGAUGACAGGUCUAGUGCAGUUACCGUAGCUGAUUUCAAUCAGAUGCCAACUGCAACUGCAGUCGAUGCUAUGCCGCAACCUUCUUUGCAAUUAGGUUCUGCCAUGGAAGCUCACCCGUACCAUCAAUUCCAGCAUUCAAAUCUCCAGGAGAGUACAGAUUCCAAUUCCUAUUCCCUUUUCCAUUCUCAAUCUCAACCUCAAUCUUUUUCCCAGUUCCAGAUUCAGCAACAAGACCUCUUUCUGCAGCAGCUGCAGCAACAACAAUUAGCUCAACUACACGCACAGCAGCAACUAUCGAGAGCCAAUAGAGAUGGGCCCGGACCUGGACCCGGACCCGAACCCGGCUUUGAUCAAUCCUGA
This is a messenger RNA of Andrographis paniculata, 981 nucleotides long. Its product is annotated as LOB domain-containing protein 36-like. The transcript has a single exon. The record is from RefSeq and is a predicted model, not a curated record. The coding region runs from base 10 to 981 and encodes 323 amino acids. NCBI's taxonomy places the organism in Eukaryota, Viridiplantae, Streptophyta, Magnoliopsida, Lamiales, Acanthaceae.